Paramecium octaurelia is the source of this 299-nucleotide messenger RNA. Lineage: Eukaryota; Ciliophora; Oligohymenophorea; Peniculida; Parameciidae. The record is from the annotation of a GenBank genome assembly.
AUGUGUUUUAAAUAAUUCUUAUUUACAUUACUUUUGGUGGUUACCUUUGGCAUUAACACAGAUUAUGACUGUAUCUCAAAUAGACAAUGCUCAAAUGAGAUGCAGCAUAUACUAUCGCAAGUAUUGAGUUGGAUAUUACAUAGGAAGGAGAAAGCCAAGUGGUAUUGUUCUAUUGUAUGAGAAAUGCAAGAAUUUCAUCUUAAUUAUUGAAUGUUAGGCAAUUCAUUGAGUGUCUGAGAGGGAAGCAAACAGAACAAAUUUAAAUUCUGAUAAGAUGUGCAGAUGAGAAUUGUUUGUGA